Molecule: messenger RNA, 3729 nt
Organism: Pseudocercospora fijiensis CIRAD86
Lineage: Eukaryota; Fungi; Ascomycota; Dothideomycetes; Mycosphaerellales; Mycosphaerellaceae
Exons: 3
Coding region: 1-3729 (1242 amino acids)
Biological process (GO): intracellular sterol transport
Cellular component (GO): mitochondrion; cortical endoplasmic reticulum; endoplasmic reticulum membrane
Molecular function (GO): sterol transfer activity; sterol binding
Source: RefSeq, a predicted model, not a curated record
AUGUCGCUUGCUGAGCCAUCUCCGCGCGCAUUGUCCAAGCUGCGUUCUCGUGGCAAGGGCCUUGUCAGCGCAUCUACCACCUCCUUGACCAACAGUUCUGGCGAUGGCGACGACAAAUCUGCCUUUUCGGCGACAGACACGGGCUUGCUGCGCUCCUCGGUGGAUGCAGCAAUCGACAAGGUCAAGGACAGGACGAGACGGCGUUCUGUCGAUGGUCGCCGCGGCAGCGACAACAUACCUGGACGCCGACUGUCCACGCUUGUGUCCCAGACAAAGCGCAAAAUCAGAGGCGAGAAGGCUUCUGCGCCCGAAAGGACUUUGAGCGUGGACUCCUCUGGCUUUGACGGAAAUCAAUCCGACUCUGCUUCGCCGUUGGACGGCAGCGGCCGCAGCAGUCUUUUGACCGACGACGAGGCAUUGGACCCAAACAGCAACCCGAUAAGGCCAUCACUAUCGCCGCGACAGUCACACGCUGGCUACCUUACCUUGUCAUCGCCCGAGCUGAACGCGAACCCCAAACCUGUCAUUGCAGGAACUGCUCCUGUUCCCUCUCCCGAGCCUCCGCCACCAAGAGCCGAUCCCUUCUCCAAAAUACCAGCCAUUGUAGAACCCGUUGAAACCACGGAAGGCUUGCCUGCUGCCUCAGUGCCCGCGCGCAGCCCAUCACCCUCGGGAAGGUUAAGAGAGAAGUUUACACUUGCGCGAAAGAAAUCUGGAGACGCAGAUUCGUUAAACGCCGGAGGAGGCGGCGGCGGCGGAGGACUAGGUGGGCUCUUCAGGCCAGCAAGUCGAAGCAAUCGUUCUCUGGAUCGUCUAUCCAGCGUUUCACAGCCAGUAGAAAGGGUAGAGGAAGCACCAAGGUCAGGUGUGGUCCCUACGAUCCCGACGGAGAAGAAGCAGGAGAGACCAGAGACGCCGAAGCAGCGAAUACGUCAGCCCGUGGACACCACAUUUCCAGCAACUCCGCCAAACCUGUUGCAAACACCCACCACCCUCGUUACGCCGCCAACACCUACUGAACCCACUGCAUCAUUUUCCAAGCCUGAUUCACCGACAAAAGGCACGUCUGCAGCUCGUCCUUUGAGCUCUGUUGAGAGCAUUAGGCAUCGUCGCGCGCAGUCAGCAAACCUUCCAAGCAAGCUUUCCGCGUCCAUCAAUGCGCCUCUGACGCCGACUGCCGAAGAGACCAAGACUCCUGGUGGAACUUUGACGCAGCCCAAUUUCUUCUCGUCCUUCUUCUCUGCUGCGACAAAGGCUGCCGGUCAGGUCGGAACAAGUAUCAAUACGUCCAUAUUACCAGGUCAGAAGAGCAAGGUCAACAGUACACCACAGACGAUUGAACCUGUAGGAGGUGGAGAAGAAGUCAUUCCUGGAUCGGAAAGCAGACCAGGAACAGGCUGGACUGGCGAUCAAAAGAAGCCACUAGCGGUGGAGACUAUAGGUAAAGGCAAUCUCAAUUUCGGUCAUUUAGGGAUCAGUGAGAGUGAACCGAACUUGAUGUCUUCAUCAACGACAGACACAGCGCAAGACGAUGCACAUUCUGGAGACCGGGGCCGGAAAGCGGAAGAGGAAGCAGCCGCUCGUGCUGUAUCCACAGCUUAUGAAAGACCGGUCGCAGCGGUCGUGAGCCAAGCAACUGGCAGACCCUUGUCAAUCGCAUCUAAUGAACGUCUGACACUGAUGAAUGGUGACCAAACUCCGCCAAGGUCGAACGUAGAAUCGGAGAGCAAUGGCAUCAAGCGGUCAGGAAGCGUCCGGAGUAAGCUGAGCGGCCGUCGAAAGCAUCGCGGAAGCUCAGCGACUACUGGUACAAGUAACUCGAUAGCUGCGGCACUCAAAGAUAGUACCUUUGGAAUGGCCAAUCCGGGUGCGCUCGGCUUGGGUCAUCGGUUAACCGGGUUCGCAGUUGCGAGUAGUAAGCGCAACAAGGACUUCCAUCAGCUCUUUCGGAGUGUGCCAGAAGACGACUACCUGAUCGAAGACUACUCAGCGGCUUUGCAGCGCGAUAUCUUGCUACAUGGCCGUCUCUAUGUAUCAGAAGGACACAUAUGCUUUUCGAGCAAUAUUCUCGGAUGGGUGACGAAUCUGGUCAUCAGCUUCGAUGAGGUCGUCUCUGUGGAAAAGAAGAGCACCGCGGUCAUCUUUCCUAAUGCCAUCGUUAUAUCAACGCUCAAUGCGCGAAACACUUUCGCAAGUUUUGUGGCCCGUGAUUCGACCUACGAACUACUCAUCGGCAUCUGGAAAGUCAGUCAUCCGAAUCUGAAGAGUUCUCUGAACGGCGUCAGACUGGACAACGCGGGUACUGGCGACAAGACCGAAAUAGCAGAGCCAGAGGAGAUGGAAGAUGGCACGGAGGAAGGAUCUGAAGACGAGGUAUAUGACGAAGACGCAGACGAAGACGCCGGCAGUUUCACAGACGGAGGCAUGGUGGCUAGUGACGCUGGAAGCAAUGUUGGUGACUUGGGUCUCAGCCGAAAAACUUCUGCUGCUCCGAUGUCUAUUGCCCCGAUGCCCAACGGCAACGCAUCAAAAGGUUCGGAAAAUGCUGAUACUUUGGUCACUGGUGCGGCGACCAGCAGCGAGUUCCCUGGCAGUACCACACACGAGCCCACGGAGUGCACAGACACGGCAGAGCACUACGACCGGCCAUUGACCGACACAACAAUCCCAGCGCCGCUUGGUCAAGUGUACUCUAUGAUGUUUGGUCCUGCGUCUGGAGCCUUCAUGAAGAAAUGGCUCGUGGAAGAGCAAAAAUCACGCGAUCUCAACUGGACUGACGACAAGACUGGCCUCGAUAACGAGCACAAAACAUUCACGUUCGAUUACAUCAAGCCGCUCAACGCUCCCGUGGGACCGAAGCAGACCAAGUGCAUUACAACGAAUACCCUAAGAGCAUUCGAUCUCGAGAAGGCAGUGACUGUGGAUUGCAGCACUGCUACGCCUGAUGUUCCUAGUGGUGGCAGCUUCACAACAAAGACUCGUUACUGUCUAAUGUGGGGUCCGAAUAAUACGACAAGGAUGAUCGCUACUUGUUGCAUCGAGUGGACUGCCAAGAGUUGGCUCAAGAGUGCCAUCGAAAAGGGUGCCAACGACGGUCAAGUAGAAUACGUGAAAAACAUUGUCGCUGCUCUCAAGGCUGCAGUGACCACCAAAGCGCCAGCCAAAGGCCAAGCGAAGAAGGGAAAACGGAAAGGGAAGAGAGAAGUGUUGGACGCGGAAGAGGCCAACGCACAGAGAGAGGCUGCAGUGGCUGCGUUAGAAACCAAAGCUUCUGAUUGGGGAAUCUUCGAGCCCAUUCACCCUAUUGCGGAUAUCCUGUCAUCUGUCCUGCAACCGUUUGUCACCUCUCAGGUGAUCAUUGCUGUACUGUUCGUACUGCUGGUCUAUACAUGGGCAUCAGCGCCGCGAUCGCACUCUGGUCUCGGAUACCCAGGCCGCCCUCCUCCUGAGCGCAUAGCAGCGUACGAGGAGAUGUGGCGAAGGGAAGAGAGCGCGUUGUGGGAUUGGUUGGAGGACCGCGUUGGGGUCGAUGGAGUCUAUGCGGCGUCGUCUAGGAACAGCGAACAAGCAGAGAGACAGAAGGUAUUGAAGGCACGAAGUAUGGGCAAGAAACUGGAAGAUGAAGGCAUGAGCGAACGUCAGAUUGACGAUGCCAUCCGUACGACGGAAGAGAGACUUGCUGCACUUAAGGAGGCAGUGGCAAGGCAGAAGUCGAGGAACAAAACAUGA